Messenger RNA from Microthlaspi erraticum, 1014 nucleotides. Lineage: Eukaryota; Viridiplantae; Streptophyta; Magnoliopsida; Brassicales; Brassicaceae. The record is from the annotation of a GenBank genome assembly.
AUGUCGGGUAUGGGAGACGGCUACGUUGGUACGGCUCAAGAUGCGGUGAGGAUACGGCGGCUGCAGAAGCAAAGAGAGGCUGAGCGCCGGAAAAUCCAGGAGCUGAAGAGCAAGACUGCCUCCGGCCAGGAGCAAUCCGGUCUUCUCCAAUUCGGCAGCAGCUCUUGUGAGAUUCUUGACACUGCUUUCAAGAAGGAAACAGUCGGAUUAGUUACAAGAGAGGAAUAUGUGGAGAAGAGGGUUAAUAUUCGUAAUAAGUUCGAGGAAGAAGAGAAGGAAAAACUACAGAAGCUACAGCAAGAGGAAGAGGAGCUUCAACAACAAAAGCGUAGCAAGAAGAGAAAGAUUAAGGGAUCCUCCCGCUUAUCUUUUGCUGAAGAUAUUGAGAAUGGCAGUGAUGAAGAGGAUGAAGACAACAAGACUUGUGAGACAAUGAACGUACGGUGCAGUAAACUUGGCAAGGACCCCUCAGUGGAAACUAAUUUCCUGCCUGACAGUGAGCGGGAGGCGGAGGAACAAGCUGAACGUGAAAGGCUGAAGAAGCAGUGGCUUCGUGACCAAGAGCAGAUUAAAAACGAGCCUCUUCAGAUUACUUACAGUUACUGGGAUGGGACCGGACACAGGCGAGUUAUCCAGGUGCGGAAGGGUGAUCCAAUUGGGAAUUUUCUAAGGGCAGUUCAGCAGCAGCUUGCACCUGACUUCAGGGAGAUACGGACGGCCUCCGUUGAGAAUUUGCUUUAUGUAAAGGAAGAUCUUAUUAUCCCACACCAACACAGUUUCUACGAGCUCAUCAUUAACAAAGCUAGGGGGAAGAGUGGCCCGCUGUUUCACUUUGAUGUGCACGAAGACGUGAGAACAAUCGCAGAUGCUACGAUAGAGAAAGACGAGUCGCACGCGGGUAAAGUUGUGGAGAGGCAUUGGUACGAGAAGAACAAGCAUAUCUUCCCUGCCUCCAGAUGGGAGAUUUACGACCCGACAAAGAAGUGGGAACGGUACACAGUCCAUGGGGAUUGA